Messenger RNA from Lentinula edodes (shiitake mushroom), 4650 nucleotides. RefSeq lists its product as uncharacterized. Gene Ontology annotation, molecular function: sulfite reductase (ferredoxin) activity; FMN binding; heme binding. Gene Ontology annotation, cellular component: sulfite reductase complex (NADPH). The record is from RefSeq and is a predicted model, not a curated record. Lineage: Eukaryota; Fungi; Basidiomycota; Agaricomycetes; Agaricales; Omphalotaceae. Gene Ontology annotation, biological process: amino acid biosynthetic process; sulfate assimilation. The transcript is spliced from 9 exons. The coding region runs from base 132 to 4496 and encodes 1454 amino acids.
CAUUACAGGAACCUCUUUGCGCAAGAAUGAGGUGCUUUUUUGACGAUGCAUUAAAUGUGAACAUGAACGUCCCGAUUCUUCCUAGCUUUUUCCACUACAGUGAAUCGCUGCCCUCUUAGCGUAUCGUGAUCAUGUCCUCCUUAAGCACCGUAGCACGCAUUGCUUACCUUGCAUCUGAGACUGUAGUCGAUUCUCAACCUCCACUCCCUUUGAAUUCUGAAUUCGCCUCUUCGUUCAAUUCGGUAUCUCUGUCUUCAAGGCGGAGACCCAAUGUCAUAGCAGUUCCCCAUGGUGGUGACCCUGCUGCAGCACUUCUCAGAGCUACCGGAUCAGCCUUAACAUCUUUCACCGCUUUAUCAAACUCCCAGACUAUUGCGAGAUUGGUCCUACGUCUUCCGGAACUAGCAUCUUCCCCGUUAGUGCUCCAUAUAGCUCUACUCAAUGACCUUUCGGAUGUCCUUCUACUCCGGAGCGUAGUGCCAUACUUCCUAGUUUCGACAAAUGCUCAGCAAGCUCAUGACAAUGCUCUGCUGGCAACAAAGCUGGCUCGGUCCCAGAAGAAGGCCGUCGUCCAUGCAUUCUUUUCAACAAAAGAUGAUUCAGAUACUACAACAGAGCUUUCAGAAGAAAAUUUACUAACUCUUCUGUUCGACGAGAAGGGACUUGUGAACGGCUCCAAUGGUCAUACGAACGGGGUGAAUGGUCACUCUAAUGGAACCAAUGGGCACUCGAACGGUGUCAAUGGUCACGCUCAUGGGACAAACGGAUACGACUCGCCAGAGGUCGUGGAAGACGACAGAGUUGCGUUACAAUUGUUCAAGGACUACGAGGUGGCCGCAUUGAGCGUCCUCAAGGCAGUUCGUCGCCCAAUACUCCCACUCACAUCUACGGGUUCAUCAGAGCCUACUACAAUUAUAUUCACUUUAGGCAAAGCCACGUUCGAUGCUUCCGUAGAGGGUGUCUCUUUUGUCAAUGUAUCCCUUCUAUCUCCGCUUUUGCCCUCUCGUAUUCUGGGUGUUAUUCCUCCCACUGUGACCUCCGUCAUUGUCUUGGAGCAGGUACAGAACUGGUCUUUAAAGUGGACCCCGUUUUAUCUCGAAGUAGUGAGCGCACUGCAACAAAGGAAUCCUGUCGUUCGCCCUGCGGUGCAUAGCGGUGUACUGGGGGAUUCCACUCCGGUCACAGAGGGAGAUAUCUUGAAGCUCCUUUCAAAGGCAUCUAAUUCCACGUCUCAUUCCCGCCUUCAGCUUGGCUCUAGCAGCGCAGAGAAGGUCGCUUCUCAGGGACCUCAUAUUCCGAAGCACGAGCUUUCUUACACUAAAAUCUUGACGCAUUUAUUCCGGGAGCGACUCGAAAUUUCCAACUCUCCCGACUUGAUUCCUGUUCAGGGAGAUUUGGCUACUAGCCCCGAAUUUGCUCUAGGGCGUGUUCGUGGUCAGAUCGACGAAAGAGCUAAACUGCUCGUCGCUGUUCGGGACUUAUUACAGUCCGGGAAUGUCGAUGGCGAACUCCACUCCCUUCUUAGCAAGUGGGUCCUCGCCAAAGAUGAUGGUAUCAAGAGUAGAAGUCUUGGUGAGGAAAUUACGGAGAAACUUGAGCUGGUGAACACCUCAGUCGAAGUACAGCGUGUGCUUGCUUUGAAAUCUCAUUUCCCUUCCGUAUCCCGAUGGAUCAUUGGCUCCGAUGCAUGGUCGUAUGAUUUAGGUUCUUCCGGACUUCACCACGCCGUUGCUUCGGGCUUAAACAUCAACAUCUUGAUACUUGACACCCUUCCUUAUUCUCAGAGGAAUUCCGCUGACCCCACUCGUCGCAAGCAGGAUGUCGGUUUAUACGCAAUGAACCACGGCGAUGUGUACGUUGCCAGUGUCGCAAUCUACUCAUCUUACGCCCAGGUUCUCCAAGCUCUCAUCGAGGCUGACAACUUCGAUGGGCCUUCUGUCAUUGUUGCGUAUUUACCAUACGAGAGCGAGGAUGCUCUCGCGCUAAAUAUAUUGAAAGAGACGAAGCUAGCCGUAGAUGCAGGCUAUUGGCCGUUAUACCGCUGGGAUCCCAGUAAGGAACUUAAUGGCGGAGAGCCAUUUACGCUUGAUUCCGACGCUGUUAAAAACGAUCUUCAAGCUUUCUUGGACCGACAGAAUCAUUUGUCGCAGCUUGUUCGCUCCAAGCCCCAACUGGCAACUGAACUAGUCGGUAGCCUUGGCGAAACAGUGAAGGAAAUACGGAAGAAGAAGGCUCUCCAAUCCUAUAACGAUCUCCUUACCAAUCUCGACGCGCCUCCGUUAACGAUUCUGUAUGCCUCGGACGGCGGCAAUGCAGAAAAGGUAGCUAAGCGGUUGUCCAAUAGAGCUCAAGCCAGGGGCUUGUCCACCACCCUUGCAACUAUGGAUACGAUGUCACUAGAUAGUCUUCAACAAGAGGAAUUCGUCGCAUUCAUUUCUUCUACCGCUGGACAGGGAGAGCCUCCUCAGAACGGCAGACAGCUCCUCAAGGCAAUCAACGCCGCGGCUGUGCACGAGCAGGUCCUUCUUCCCAAACUCCGCUUCUCUGUCUUUGGAAUGGGGGACAGUCAUUACUGGCCCCGCCCUGAGGAUGCACAUUACUACAACAAGCCAGGAAAAGACCUCGACGCUCGUUUGGAGAAACUCGGUGGAACUCGUGUAGCUGUUCUCGGACUUGGUGAUGACCAAGAUGCUGACGGAUAUCAGACGGGCUACAAAACCUGGGAGCCUCAGCUCUGGAAGGCGUUGGGCGUGGAUUUUAUUGAAAUUACGGAGGCUGAACCGGAGCCCAUCACUAAUGAACACAUCAAGGCAGCCUCCAAUUUCCUACGUGGCACAAUUCUGGAAGGACUGGAGGACAAUUCAACCGGUUCUCUUGCCCCAAGUGACGGGCAGUUGACUAAAUUUCAUGGUAUCUAUCAGCAAGAUGAUCGCGACAUUCGAGAUGAACGUUUAGCUCAGGGAGUUGAACCCGCUUUCGCUUUCAUGAUCCGAAUUCGAAUGCCAGGUGGUGUAUGCACGCCUGAGCAGUGGCUGACAAUGGACCAGAUUGCGGACGAGCAUGGCUCGGGAACCUUCAAAAUCACAACGAGACAGACCUUCCAGUUCCACGGCGUCAUCAAGCGUCACUUGAAAUCCGCCAUUCAGGAUAUAAACAGGGUCCUACUCGAUACUUUGGCCGCUUGUGGGGAUGUGAAUAGGAAUGUCGUUUGUUCCUCAAUACCUACGAUGUCGAAGCUGCACGCUCAAGUCCAUCAGUUUGCCGUCACUGUCAGCCAACAUCUUGUUCCUCGAACCACCGCUUAUCAUGAAAUCUGGUUGGAUAAGAAAAUGGUUGCCGGGGAAGCGUUGAAAGAUUUCGAACCGCUUUACGGCGAAUUUUAUCUGCCCAGAAAGUUCAAAGUCGCAAUCGCGGUACCGCCCACUAAUGACGUUGAUGUCUUCGCGAACGACCUUGGAUUUAUUGCAAUUGUUGACGAUAACGGUGAACUUGCUGGCUUCAACGUCACCAUCGGUGGUGGUAUGGGUGUCACUCAUGGUAACAAGAAAACCUAUCCUCGAACUGGAGACCUUAUUGGUUUCUGCACUCCUGAGCAGGGCAAGUACGUCGCUGAGAAGGUCAUGCUCACUCAACGAGACAAUGGUAAUCGUGCAGACCGAAAGAACGCUCGUGUCAAGUAUACCAUCGACCGAAUGGGCUUAGAUGUGUUCAAAGCCGAGGUCGAGAAGCGACUAGGAUACCAGCUUCAGCCCGCGAGGCCGUUUACUUUCGACCGCAACGUAGAUGACUAUGGUUGGUCAACAGGCGAAGACGGUCGCCAUCACUUCACAAUGUUCAUCGAAAAUGGUCGGAUUCAGGACGAGACUGGGAAAGAAUUCAAGUCUGGUUUAAGGGAGAUUGCGAAGAUUCAUAAAGGCGCUUUCCGACUGACCACGAACCAGCAUUUGUUGAUAUCUGAUAUUCCUACUGAGAACCUCCCUCAAAUUAAAGCCAUCCUUUCUAAAUACAAGAUGGACAACCUAUCCCAUUCAGGACUUCGUCUUUCAUCUUCCGCCUGUGUUGCCUUCCCUACUUGUGGACUUGCUAUGGCCGAGUCAGAACGAUACCUUCCUCUACUCGUAGAUAAAGUGGAGAAAAUUUGCGAAGAGAAUGGUCUUCGCAACGACGCAAUUGUUAUGAGGAUGACUGGUUGUCCAAAUGGAUGCGCAAGACCCUAUGUAGCUGAAAUUGCCUUUAUUGGAAAAGCUCCUGGUACAUAUCUCAUGCUCCUCGGAGGUGGCUACUAUGGACAAAGGCUCAACAAAAUUUAUCGAGAAACUGUUACGGAACCGGAGAUUUUGGAUAUCCUCAAACCCAUGAUCAAGCGAUAUGCAUUGGAACGGAACGAUAACGAACAUUUUGGGGAUUGGACAAUCAGGGCAGGAUACAUCGCAGCUACUACUUCGGGCAAGGAAUGGUAUGACAGAAUGGGCGGAGAAGAGCAAUUUGCACAGUAAAUCACUAACAUGCCUUGUAAAUCUAAUCCUUGUUGGCACGUCGUAUCUUGCAAGUGCAAGUUCUUGUACAUUCACAUGAAAAUUUCGACAAUGCUUUUUAGGAUAGUAAAGGAUCCGGAGCUCCUUCGAGUAUAGAUUUCCGAAUCAGGAUUUA